AGUUGUUCAAAUGACAAUCUUAGAACUGUAUUUAAUUUAAAAUUUUAAAUAUUCUAAACUGUUUUAGUGUUAUUAAUUUAAAUAAAUUUCUGAAAUUAUGAUGAUUGGAAGUGGGUUUUGGAUUUACCUCUUUUCUGCCCUUACUUGGUCCAUAUAUUCUUAUACUAUGGACCUUUCUAAGAUUUCUAACACUGGAAAUGACCUUUGGACUUUCCUUUGUGACUUUCCAACACUUUCUUCAGGUUCAGAAGAACUUCUCAUUCCACCUUAUUAUUUCUCAUUAGAGUCUGGAGGUCGAUUACACGGAUAUGUUAAAAUCGCAGCUAUUGAAGACAUUGAAGAUGAUUUAGUUAUUUCAAAUAUUCCUCAGAACAACAAUAGCACUAUCCAUAGUAAUACCUACAACACUCUUUACUCUGAUAAUUUUCACAACACCACUGAUACCAUGAAUAAUGAUAACAGUCAUACUUCAACUAUCACCACUACUCAUAAUUCAGUUGACACUGUAUCACUAGACAACAUGUUACAAUUUAACAGACUUAAGAUUAAGACUAAACCUCUGCUCUCCAUUAGUUUGAGAAACCGAAACAUGACUAACACCUCUACCAACACCUUCACUGACCAUAUCUCACUUCUACACCUCUUUCGAACCAUAUUUCAUUCCAUCAAACAUCUCAAAACUGACAAUAAUAUGGAUAUUUCAGUUACUGCUACUAAAACCACUACUACUACCAAGACCAACACUAUGACUAAUAAUACUCCUAAUGCUCUAAGUGACAACCUAAAUCUAACGUCUGCAUACACUAACACCACUAACAAUAACUCUACUAAUAUUUUAUCACAUAACACUAACACCAAUGCUACCUUGGAAGACGAUUCAUUUAUUGAUAAUGUAUACUUGAUAUUAUUUUCACAUUCUCAAUGGCAGUUAUACCUAUCUAAUGGUCCUUACGAGACUGUUCAGCCAUCUCGUAACUCAAGAGGUUAUGUUUACUACAGUAGUGCCAUGUCUAAGCUAAGAGUUCCAAUCACUAAGGUUUCAGAUACUAUCACAUUUCAAUUCGUUUCCGAUCAACCAGAUCGUUACAUUCUGCUCCUACUUAAUCCUGAUCAACGUAAGAUGACUCUUGAAGGCUAUGUCAGAUUUGAGAAUCCAACCUCUCAUAACCUACCCCUGGAAUUGAAACACCACUUUCACAUCUUAGCCACGUGGUUCUUCGUUUACCUAAUCUCGUUUGUUAUUUCUUCUAUUUACCUCCAUCUGUACGUACAAUCUGCCUCUAAGGCUAACUACUGUCUAUCACUUAACUACCUGCUCUACACUUCCUUUCUCAUUUUAGACCUGGUCAUUAUUUACUUUGUCCGUUUGACUGAUAGGAUUCCCAGGUACAUUUGGGCCAUCAGUCACAUCUUCAAGCGUCUUCACGAGAUCUACAUCUUGACUCUGCUAGUGGUGCUAUCUCUUGGUUGGAAGGUUCUCAGAGACACCUUAAGCUCUCUUGAAUUUCAGCUGAUAAGUUCAAUAACCUUGAUUUGUAUCCUAAUGGGCCUUGUUGAAGUUGCUGUAAGUGGUUUUGACAUUAGCCGAUAUCUGGUUCAUGCUAUUGCCUGCAUAUGCAUACUGAUGGCCACUAACUUCAACAUUGUCUUAAUAAACACCAGGAUUGCAGAUGAAGGUCUGACUCCUCAAGCAGCCGUAGCCUAUCAGCAUAUGAAGUUAUUCUCUAACUUCCGUAUUCUCUUCUUUGUCCACAUGUUCAAACCAGCCAUUUUCUCACUCAUUAGGUUUGUCCUUCAGCCUACUCUAGACCAAGUGAUUAUUUGGGAUCAGCACUUGAAUCUCUUCAUUGACCUAUCAUUCGAUUUCACUGUUUAUACCUUACUGUUUCUUAAUUUCCUCCAAACUGAUAAGGGAUUAUUCAAUCACAUUCUUCAAAACUCCAGUGACUAG
Molecule: messenger RNA, 1951 nt
Organism: Theileria parva strain Muguga
Lineage: Eukaryota; Apicomplexa; Aconoidasida; Piroplasmida; Theileriidae
Product: putative integral membrane protein
Exons: 2
Coding region: 98-1951 (617 amino acids)
Source: RefSeq, a predicted model, not a curated record